AAUCUAUUGAGCAUCUUGCAGUUGCGUCGUCUUUCCUUUCGCACUUGCGAAAAGCACAUCGAAUGAACAUAACCAGGAAUGUUAGACUACUAAAAAUGUCCUUUCCCAGCAAAGUAAAAAUUGGUGGGGCCAUCAACAGAGUUACUUAUGCACCCAUGUUCGAAUGCAAGCAGAUAUUGCACUUCAUAAUUAAUAUCACAUUACGUUGAGACAGGCAUGGAUUCAGCUGCACCAGCAACAUCCCUUCAACAGGAAAAUCUUCCCAUUUUAUUGGUUACAAAUGAUGACGGAAUUUAUGCCCCAGGUUUAAGAGCUCUAGUUGCCCUCCUGGUUGAGACAGGCCGCUUUAAUGUCUGCGUUUGCGCCCCCGAUUCGGAGAAGUCGGCUGUCGGGCAUUCCGUAACUGCACGGGGAAAUAUUGCUGUUCGUCAGGUUUUGAUAAAAGGAGCAACAGCCUUUGAAUUGUCUGGAACUCCAGCUGAUUGUGUUUCUUUAGGUCUCUCUGGAGCAGUAUUUCCAUGGUUAAAACCUACUUUGGUUCUCAGUGGAAUAAACAAGGGCUCCAAUUGUGGAUAUCAUAUCAUCUACUCUGGGACAGUUGCUGGGGCUAGGGAGGCAUUCAUUUGUGGGGUUCCUUCUAUCGCCCUUUCAUAUAAUUGGGUUUGGGGUGAGAGCAAUGAUAUGGAGUUUAGAGCAGCUGUUGAAGCUUGUCUGCCGUUGAUUGAUGCUGCCGUGUCUCAUAUUCUGAAAGGAACUUAUCCUCAAGGAUUCUUCCUCAAUGUUGAUGUUCCUUCAACACCUACCCAAAAUAAGGGCUACAGGGUAACUAAGCAGGGGACAUCAAUGAUUAGAUCUAUAUGGAAGGCUGUGAUACCAGAAAAUCGUUUACCUCCCCAUCUCUCCGAUAAUGAUCAAGUACUAGGAAUUCAAAUUGCACAGCUUGGUUUGGAAGCUUCAGCAGUGGGGGCUGCACGGUGUGAGAAUUCCUCAGCUAGGAAUGUAGAGAUUGAAUCAAUUGCAGGGGUACAAAAUGGUGCAGCUCAGGAUCUACAACAACUAUUUUUUAAAAGAGAGAUGUCCGAGUAUGAAUAUGGAGAAGAGGGGGAUGAUCUUGACUUUGGAGCACUUGAAGCAGGAUAUAUAACGAUCACUCCUUUGGGUCUCAAAUCUGGUGUACAUUCAGACAUCCAUACUUCAUUUAAAAACUGGGUCUCCGAUGUGGCUGAGCUCGGGAUUACAUCUUCUUUAUAAUUGGACGGAAUGCUCUUUGAUUUCCAGCCAUAAAAUCAAUACCAUUAUAAACAGAUUUGUCAUUCUAUUUCCACUUGCAUAGGCAGCUAUAAUUGGCUUACAAUAAUUUGGCAAGAAGCAACUAGAAAUGAAUAACUCUUGAUAAUGACUGUCAGGGUUAAAUUCAAGAUAAGAAAAAGAUAAGCCUCCAAUGUGAAAAGCCAAAAGUUGUAAGUUUCAGACCACUGUUGAUGAUUUGGACAUGGGAGAAAUUAUUCAUCAGCUUUGCUAUUAAGCAUGUGUUUAGUUGUUCUAUGCACAAUAAAGCUUUGUUGACAUCCUUCAUAUUAUAAGCUCAGUAGCAUUUGAUAUCAUUGGGUAUAAAGCUUGUGCUAUGUUUUUUUCACUGUAGUCUUGGAACAUCAAUAACUAGCUAUUCUGAGAAUAGCUUUCGAGGAAUGUUUUGACGUAAUAAAACAGUGGUCUGAUCAUGGAAGAAAUUAUUCAUCAGCUUUGCUAAUAAGAUUGUUUUUAAUUGUUCUAUGGACAAUAAAGAUUUGUGGACGUCCUUCAUAUUAUAAUCUCAGUAA
This is a messenger RNA of Cryptomeria japonica (Japanese cedar), 1820 nucleotides long. RefSeq lists its product as uncharacterized. The record is from RefSeq and is a predicted model, not a curated record. Gene Ontology annotation, molecular function: nucleotidase activity. Lineage: Eukaryota; Viridiplantae; Streptophyta; Pinopsida; Cupressales; Cupressaceae. Bases 217 to 1251 code for a protein of 344 amino acids. The transcript is spliced from 10 exons. Gene Ontology annotation, cellular component: cytosol.